Molecule: messenger RNA, 5596 nt
Organism: Bombina bombina (fire-bellied toad)
Lineage: Eukaryota; Metazoa; Chordata; Amphibia; Anura; Bombinatoridae
Gene: CLN3
Product: CLN3 lysosomal/endosomal transmembrane protein, battenin
Exons: 15
Coding region: 34-1359 (441 amino acids)
Biological process (GO): lysosome organization; regulation of intracellular pH
Cellular component (GO): membrane; lysosome
Source: RefSeq, a predicted model, not a curated record
AGUGCUACAUGCUGGGGAGCUGCUGUUGUGAAGAUGAACAGACGGGAGAUCAACAGGGGUGGCAGCUCCGAUGGCGAAGAACAAGAUGAGGACGACAGGCCCACUGCACCCCAAACAGAGACUCAGGAGCGAUCUCGCUGGAGGAAUCUGUCUGCGUUCUGGUUACUGGGCUUGUGCAAUAAUUUUGCCUAUGUUGUUAUGCUGAGCGCUGCACAUGAUAUUCUGCGGACACAGAAUAAUGAGACUUCCACGGCCAGCACCACUGAAUCUCCUCCGGUCUCCAACAGCAGCAAAUACGACUGUAACCGUAUCUCCACCGCAGCUGUCCUCCUAGCUGAUAUCCUUCCCACUUUAGUCAUCAAAUUCACUGCUCCAUUCUACAUCCACCUGAUCCCCUACAAUUACAGGGUAUCUGUCUGCAUCCUCACAGCUGCUGGGAGUUUUUUAUUAGUGUCAUACUCAACAUCAGUAGCAGUGAGUCUUCUGGGUGUGGUAUUUGCUAGCGUAUCAUCUGGACUGGGGGAGGUGACGUUUCUCAGCCUCACUGCAUUCUUCAGCAGUGAUGUGGUAUCAUACUGGUCCUCCGGUACUGGAGGAGCUGGCAUCCUGGGUUCCCUCUCAUAUUUGGGACUGACUGCGGCCGGUCUCUCACCUCGCUCCUCUCUUCUGGUCAUGUUGGUGAUCCCAGCUCUGCUUCUAAUAAGCUACUUCUUUCUGUUGUGCCCCCCCUCUACUCUCCCUGCAUGGAAGUUACCGCCAAAUACUUUGCCGUAUCCAUGUCCUGACCGCCGGCCGCUCAUAUCGGAAAGCCAGAAGCACGAGAAAGGUGGGCACCCUCCCCUCACUCUUGCACGUAAGUGGCAGGUUAUUAAGUCAUUACUGAAGUACAUGGUCCCUCUAUCCAUUGUCUAUUUUGCUGAAUAUUUCAUUAAUCAGGGACUGUUUGAGUUAAUAUAUUUCUCGCACAGCUCUAUGAGUCACUCGGAGCAGUAUCGCUGGUACCAGAUGCUGUAUCAAGCCGGUGUGUUUAUAUCUCGCUCCUCUCUUCGCUGUCUCACAAUAAGGAAGAUCUGGAUCCUCGCAUUGCUUCAGUGCGUAAACGCAAUCUUCCUCCUUGUCGGUGUGGCGUACCUUUUCCUCCCAUCCCUGGGGUUGGCGGUCAUAUUUGUGAUCAUAAUAUACGAAGGUCUUCUUGGAGGUGGCGCGUAUGUGAACACAUUCAACAACAUCGCUGUGGAAAGUGAACCAGAAGUCAAAGAGUUUGCAAUGGCAGCUGCCUGCGUCUCGGACACGUUUGGAAUAUCCAUUUCUGGAGUAAUCGCUAUCCCUGUUCACAAUUAUUUCUGUGGGCUGCCAUGAAUAUGAUUUCACAGAAAGUAUCCUGGGUACACUGUUUGCAAUGUGGGAUCUCAGCAAGAGAGCUAUAUCGCAUUCAAAUAGAAAGAGGCACCACGUGUGUGUGUCAGAGGAUAAUCGCCAAAACACUAUUAGUAGAUAGGAUAUAGCUUUAUCGCAUUGUAUCAUUUAAAUUCCUGGUGGCCACAUACUGUCCAAAAGAUGGCACCACCUGAAGGAGAUUGGAACAUUUCUCAUGUCUUCACUCCCGUGUUUGCGUGCAAUCAAUAGUUACGUAUAUAUAAGAAGACUGGAGUUAAUGCAGAAAAAGGGAAGAAGUGGCAAGUGCCACCGUUUAAUUUAAAUUCUGUUAUGCCUUUCAAAUUUUCAAGACCUUUUGCUGGAAUAUUUGCACUAGAGACUUUGAAAAUACUGUUGCUAACUUAUCUACACUAACUGAUUAUGAACACUGGAGAAACUGAAAAACUUUCCUUUAAAACGUGGAUUUUUAAAAAUUAUAUAUUUUAAGGAUGGAUUCACUUGCAAUAAUUUUUUUUCAUUUUUUGGCUAGGGCCAAUUUGUGCCAUUUAUUAAUUAGAACACAAUCACAAUCUUGAACUUAGAAGAAAUGCUGAGAGUUACUAUUUAAAGGAUGUCAAAGAUUAUUUAAUAAUUGUAUUUAAAACGUAAUGGUCAAAAUAUGCAGCAAAUAAAUGGUAAACAAGAUUUGUAAACAUGUAGAAUAAUUGGCUAAAUCUACAAAUGUUAGAUUCUCAGAGUGAAGAUCUUGGGGUACCUCUUUUAGCUACUUGUGUCACCAAGGAGGAUUCAGGGGAGGCAGUAGCAGUUUAAAAGGGGGUGCAAGGGGAGUUGAACUCAAUCAUUUUUGUAGCACACCCAUUUCUCAGAAGUGUUGUAAACCUUAAAUUUAGAAUGCAGUCUCUUUUGUAGAUACCCUUUGCUCAAUAAAAACAAAGAAAGAUAUUGAUAAAGAGAGAUUUGAAGAAAAGCAGCAAGUAUAGAAACGUAUAACCAGCCCCCACCCUUGGUAUGUAAUUUGCACCCCCCUUAUAUAAGGGUCAGACCCAUCUAUGAAGAAAAGACACACAAGUUUGGUCUUGUAGAUAAUUAUAUUAUACAUUCCCAUUAGCCAGUGACAGACCCAAUCCAUCAAAUUUAUUUUUAUACAUUUUUAGGACUAGUCGGGGGAGGAAUUCCAAUCAAUGACUAGACAUUCCUUUAUGACAGUUCAGCUAUAAAAUACUGCAAGUGCAGACCUCCCAACUGUCCCUAUUUGAGAGGGACAGGCCCUAAUUCUGAGCUCUGUCCCUCGGAGACCGUCCCUAUUUGCAGAAUUUCCAUUAGCCCCACCCACAUAUCACCUAGACACACCCACUGACCAACCAGACACACCCACUGCCCCGCUCACUAACUACCCAUGAUCCCACCCCUCCCAACACAGCUGCACCCACAGAAUGGUGACAUGCCCCCAUUAACCUCCUGAGUCCCUGAUACCCAGCCAAAUGUUGAGAGGUAAGCAAGUGAGUAAAAAAAAAGCUCUAACCCCUUUUGAAUAGGGCUCAUUACGUAUAGGCCUCAGUAUAAAUAUAUGCCUCAUUACGUGUAGGCCUCACUAAGCAUAGGCCUCAUUACAAAUAAACCUCAUUACAUAUAGGCCUCAUUAAGUGUAGGCCUCAGUACAAAUAGGCCUCAUUACGAAUAGGCUUCAUUACGUAUAGGCCUCAUUACGUGUAGGCCUUAGUACAAAUAGGCCUCAUUACGUGUAGGCCUUAGUACAAAUAGGCCUCAUUACAUAUAGGCCUUAUUAAGUGUAGGCCUUAGUAUAAAUAUGCCUCAUUACGUGUAGGCCUUAGUACAAAUAGGCCUCAUUACGUGUAGGCCUUAGUACAAAUAGGCCUCAUUAUGUGUAGGCCUUAGUACGUAUAGGCCUCAUUACGUGUAGGCCUUAGUACGUAUAAGCCUCAUUACGUGUAGGCCUUAGUACAAAUAGGCCUCAUUACGUGUAGGCCUUAGUACAAAUAGGCCUCAUUACAUAUAUGCCUCAUUAAGUGUAGGCCUUAGUAUAAAUAUGCCUCAUUACGUGUAGGCCUUAGUAAAAAUAGGCCUCAUUACGUGUAGGCCUUAGUACAAAUAGGCCUCAUUACGUGUAGGCCUUAGUACGUAUAGGCCUCAUUACGUGUAGGCCUUAGUACGUAUAGGCCUCAUUACGUGUAGGCCUUAGUACGUAUAAGCCUCAUUACGUGUAGGCCUCAUUACGUGUAGGCCUUAGUACGUAUAGGCCUCAUUACGUGUAGGCCUUAGUAUGUAUAGGCCUCAUUACGUGUAGACCUUAGUACGUAUAGGCCUCAUUACGUGUAGGCCUUAGUACGUGUAGGCCUCAUUACGUGUAGGCCUUAGUACGUAUAGGCCUCAUUACGUGUAGGCCUUAGUACGUAUAGGCCUCAUUACGUGUAGGCCUCAUUACAUGUAGGCCUUAGUACGUAUAGGCCUCAUUACGUGUAGGCCUCAUUACGUGUAGGCCUUAGUACGUAUAGGCCUCAUUACGUGUAGGCCUCAUUACAUGUAGGCCUUAGUACAAAUAGGCCUCAUUACGUAUAGGCCUCAUUAUGUGUAGGCCUUAGUACAAAUAGGCCUCAUUACGUGUAGGCCUUAGUAGAAAUAGGCCUCAUUACGUGUAGGCCUUAGUACAAAUAGGCCUCAUUACGUAUAGGCCUCAUUAUGUGUAGGCCUUAGUACAAAUAGGCCUCAUUACGUAUAGGCCUCAUUACGUGUAGGCCUUAGUACAAAUAGGCCUCAAUAUGUAUAGGCCUCAUUACGCGUAGGCCUUAGUACAAAUAGGCCUCAUUACGCGUUGGCCUUAGUACAAAUAGGCCUCAUUACGCGUUGGCCUUAGUACAAAUAGGCCUCAUUAAGUGUAGGCCUUAGUACAAAUAGGCCUCAUUACGUGUUGGCCUCAUUAUGUGUAGGCCUCAUUACGUGUUGGCCUUAGUACAAAGAGGCCUCAUUACGUAAUGGCCUUAGUACAAAUUGGCCUCAUUAUGUGUAGGCCUCAGGCUAUUCUAUACUUGUCAGUGAGGUUUGGCUGAAGCCCUUGGAAGCUGGGAGCAAGGGAUACAUACAUAAGUGUUUGUGCUCUAAAGGACAUGGCAUGAUAGGAGUAUUAUUUUAAGGUGCUGAAUAGUGUCAGAUACCAAGUUAAACUGAAUGGUGUCCACACAACAUGUAGUCUCUUUUAUCUCAGUUGUUUCUUUAACAAGGGGUAAUUUCCUUUUCCCUUUUUUUAAAGGGACAAAAACCUUGUAAUUACAAGACAUUCCUGUAUUGCUAUAGAAUAAUAUACCAGCCAAGUGUGAGCUUUUUCUAAACUAACUAACACUUUGUUUGCUACAAUUGUUUUUCUAUAGCCAAACUCCACCCACCAGUUGCCUUAUCUGAAACAACAAAUCCAACAGUUGCCUUAUCUGAAACAACAAAUCCAACAUGUUACUGUAAUAGACUAUGUCUGCAAUUACCAUUUUGCUAGUAAAUGCUACAUUGCUUUGUAGUCCCUUAUCCGAGAACUUCUGCUUCCAGUUAGAGACAAAUAUGUUGCAGGGUUAGGCUGUGAAAUCUGCAGUGUCCAAUUACCAGUGUUGAAAAACAAACAUUUUUUAGAAUUAAAGUGAUGGUAAAUUCUAGCGUUUCAAAAACACUAGGUUUUACCAGCACUGGGGAAAAAAAAUUCCAGAAAAAGGGGGGCAAAAUAAAUAACUAUAGUAUAUUGCAAAGAUGUUUUACUACGCGUAAAUAUUUUUUAUAUUGUUCACGAUCUCAUUUAAAUAUAAAAGUACAUUUUUAUACUGUGAAAUGUUCAAACUUGUGCUUAUGAAGAGGUUUUGUAUAUAUUAAUAUCUACUGGUACUGGUGGUCUUUGUUAAUAUGAACUGUAAAAUGGCAUAUUGUAAAGCACCCGUGUUGUAAAAUAACUAGUUAUUAUGUAUUGUAUGUCAUCAGUACAAACUGAGAAUGUGUUUGUUAUAUAUCAUUUCUUCCUGUUGGAACCUCCAUAUUAAUACAUGUCCUAAAAAGUAAAUGUGAAUUGCAACAAAUUCAUUUUAAACAUAUCUCAAAAUGAUGCAGCCUAUUUGGCAGGCAAAGGGUUAAAAGACAUGAAACUGUUAUCUUGUGUUGUCUGAAUCUGAAAACAUAGGUUCUUGCUUCCUUAAACUACAUUAAAAAAAAAACAACUCUGUACACCUAA